Messenger RNA from Phycomyces blakesleeanus NRRL 1555(-), 330 nucleotides. RefSeq lists its product as hypothetical. The record is from RefSeq and is a predicted model, not a curated record. The coding region runs from base 1 to 330 and encodes 109 amino acids. The transcript has 2 exons. Lineage: Eukaryota; Fungi; Mucoromycota; Mucoromycetes; Mucorales; Phycomycetaceae.
AUGCUUCAGCAAGUCGUCAACAACCCAUGGUACAAUGUAAUCGGAACUAAAGCGUUGCCACCAACUACCAUGCCGUUGAAGUUACAAAAUUUGAAUACGAUGAAAUUGAGUACAUAUUUACUCGUCAACAAGAUCGGUAGAAUCAAAAGUGUCAACGUUUGGUUUUAUAAAAAGAUUUGCGACAUGCCAUUCCGUCAGAAUGAAGUCGUUAGUUGGGUAAGGUCUGAAUUUGUGGGUGAGUGGGUUUAUGGAGAAAAGUGUCGCGUGCAUCGUCCCAAUGCAUCGUCUGCGUUCGUAUUUCGCGUUGACUACGCACAACAUCCAGGGUGA